Ilyonectria robusta is the source of this 2467-nucleotide messenger RNA. RefSeq lists its product as uncharacterized. Gene Ontology annotation, molecular function: nucleic acid binding; exonuclease activity. The transcript is spliced from 2 exons. NCBI's taxonomy places the organism in Eukaryota, Fungi, Ascomycota, Sordariomycetes, Hypocreales, Nectriaceae. Bases 122 to 2239 code for a protein of 705 amino acids. Gene Ontology annotation, cellular component: nucleus. The record is from RefSeq and is a predicted model, not a curated record.
AAGUACAGUGCAGGGUCUUGCAUCUACAACUUCGCAGCCUUCCCCAAGCCCACUUCGCUCACCGCAUACUGCUAUCUUUGUUGACGGUGCGCAUCGCUCGCACGCGUUCCAAGCAGUCGCCAUGGGAAACCCUUCGCCCGCUGCUGAACCAGGCGCCCAGGUCCCUCACGCGAAGCCUCAAGAUGCCUCCCCGCGCGCGGAGCAGCCCGAUGAGACCAAACUCGUCGUCACAGAGGCCCAGGCCGACGACACAGAGCCCCAAGGCCAGAGCGACGGCAGCCUCAAGCGCGCAAUGCCUCACGACGCCGAUGACGCUGUCGAUGAUGGCGGCUGGCAGGUCGUGACUCGACCCAACAAGAAGCUCAAGAAAGUGCCCAAGCCUGGAAAGAAAAACUACCCGACCAUCGCCUUCUCCCCCAAUGCGCGCUUACAAUCCAAGAUCAAUCUCUCCAACCUCCGCGACCUCGUCACCUACAUUUUCGCCGAUGGCCCAGGGCCUCAGUGGGUAGGCAUCACCCAUCGCCCCGCCUUUCGAAAGAUCGUUGCCAUCAUGCUGCCUGGCCUUGAAGAGGCCAUGUUUAAGUCAUCCGUCGACUUUUCCGCCUACAGUAGCGACUCUCCCAAAGGGGAAAGCUCUGAUUCACCGCCCGACGACUAUUAUCCCCGGCCGUUGAAGAAGGAGGCCCUCCCCGAGGCAUUGCAACCUUUUGCAGACAUGUUUCCACAUCUAUGGCCAGUCAAGACACCAGGUGAUGACAGGCAUGGAAAGAUGCAUUCUCCCUUGGCCGCGUUUCUCACCGCGCCCGCUCCCAAGGAUAAGAACAACAAAAAAGCUGGUGUUAGACCUGCGUCCGAACCCCAAGGAUGGAGAAAUGAGAGGACUCGCAUCACUGAAUUCCUCUGCACAGCCGACGACCUAGCCGAUAACGGAUAUCUCGUCCACCCAGCCCUACUACCGGAAGGCCUGCAAAAGGAGCAGUUCGUCGCCCCUGAGGGAUGGGUCGUCACAAAAGUGGACAAGCUGGAGGAUGGAGACGUGCCCGAGAAGGACAUACAGCAAGGCAGCGUUACGGCAGGCCGAGAGGUCUUGGCCCUGGACUGCGAGAUGUGCAUGACUGGAGAGAACGAAUUCUCGCUGACGCGCAUCAGCGUCGUGGACUGGUCUGGCGAAGUGGUUCUCGACGAGCUGGUCAAGCCUGAUAAGCCCAUCACCGACUACGUCACCCAAUAUUCCGGCAUCACAGAAGAGAUGCUUGCUCCUGUAACGACUACGCUCCGCGAUAUUCAGAACAAGCUCCUCGACAUCUUGAACCCCCACACCAUCAUGGUGGGCCACUCACUAGAAUCGGACACCAAGGCCCUGAAGCUCACCCACCCCUUUAUUGUCGACACUUCCAUCAUCUACCCGCACCCCCGAGGACCCCCUCUCAAAUCCUCCCUCAAAUACCUCGCGCAGAAGUACCUGUCUCGAGAAGUCCAGAAGGGCGGCGCUAGCGGACAUGACAGCAUCGAGGACUCCAAGACCUGCCUGGAUCUUGUCAAGCAGAAGUGCGAAAAGGGCAAGGCUUGGGGAACUUCUGAUGCCCAGGGCGAGAACCUCUUCCGCAGGUUGGCGCGAGCAGGUACUGCCUACAAGGCCCAAGGUGGAGAGGUUGGUGGCCUCGAGGUUGGAAAGACGAGCGCUGCGAUCGAUUGGGGUGACCCAUCCAAAGGCGCAGGAGCAGGCGCGACGUACCAGCUGGGAUGCAAGACGGACGAGGACGUGACUAAUAACGUGAUCCGAGCUGUCAAGGGUGACGACGACGGCCUCGAGAUCCGCGGCGGAGGCGUCGACUUUGUGUGGGCGCGAAUGCGAGAACUCGAGGCCCUACAGGGCUGGUGGAACCGCAAUCGCGUGGAUAACGCCUCUAGCGAUGGCGGUCCUCCUCAGGACGACGUCGAAAGCUCUGCCCAGGAAAAGUCACCACUCGAACAGGCCCUGGUACGUCUCACCGAGCGCCUCACCCGGAUCCACGAAUCUCUCCCGCCAUGCACCGCCUUCAUCAUCUUCAGCGGCUCUGGCGACCCACGCGAGAUGGCGCGCCUUCAGCAGGUCCAAGCCCAAUGGCGCAAAGAGUACAACACGCCCGGCAAGAAGUGGGACGAGCUGAGCGUCAAGUGGACCGACGUCGAGGAGCAGGCCCUUAAGGCAGCGGCGCGCAAAGCCCGGUCUGGCAUCGGAUUUGUCAAUGUGAAAUGAGACGACGACGAAUUAAUCCGAGGAUAAACUUGGACGGGGAGAGGGUGAUGCUGGCUGAAAACAAAUUUAGUGAAAUGGCUUGAUGAGCCUGGACGUCGUGUAGGCACACGGCUUCAGGUUGUGAUACCCCAUGAGCAGCCAAAGUGCUGGAUCUUUAUUACGAGACAUAGAGACGGGCCUGGAAAUAAAAGGAAUAAAGCCCACUGAUCAAGAUUAUAUAAGAUUACA